CAGCCGACAGUGAAAGUCUACGACGUCGUAACGGCGUUAUGUCAGCACGGCCAACGCCGCGCCAGUCGGGCCCGCCGUGUCGCCGCGCGCGCACCUUAACCCACGACAAAUACGAACUCAAUAAGUGACGAGCCAUGAGUGUGUGAAUUAAAAAAAAUAUUUUGUAUUUUUUUUUUCGAAAAUGUCUUUCCUUGUGAUUUUAUUGUGUGCCAGCUGCGUUUUGACUGCUGAAUUAAAUUCGAGUGCAAGCAAAGAAAAUGCCCGUGAGGAGAAGCUCCGGAGUGGGCUCAUCGAUGCCUUCCAAAACAUUAAACAGGCGUCCGCAGCGGGCGGCGUAGAGCAUGAUAGCCUCAACUCAGACCUCGUAGGAUCUGUAUCCCACAAUGGAAAUAAAAAUCAUAAAGCGCGCGAGGAAAAUUUGGACGUGUUCGCGGAUGAGGAUGGUCUCACUUUCGCAGAGGCUUUCGGCGACGUGGAGCAGGAGAGACGAAUCUCCAGCACGGAGAAGGCUCACAACGUGCAGCAUAUCGUGAAAUCCAAACAAAUGGACAAGACGACAUCGAAACCCAAUAAAGAUGUGUUAUCUAAAUUAACGGAGUCGAUACGAAACACAUUGAACGAAUCGAAGUUGCAGCUAAGCAGCCUGAGCGCGGAGACGACGAACUACACGGAGUUCAUGGGGAUUGAGAACAUGCUGAGGAUAGUGGACGCGGAGAUCCUGGUGAGCCAGUGGAGCCAGCUGCAGCACGCGGUGCAGGGAGAGUGCCGGGAGGAACUACAGCAGUACGUCAACGGCUUGCUGAUGAAGAAACUCUGGGCUUUGAAGAUGGAGGACGCUAGCGGACGAUACACGUCGAUGUUCUACUGGGGCAACAAUUACUGGACUGGCUCCGCAGAACUCUGCCAGGUACUCAACGAGCAGCACGACACCAGCCCCGCUAAGACUUACAACAAGAGCGAUGGAUCCAUCCUAGCUGAAUGGCGUGAUGACGUGUCGAUGUCGGGCUCCGGGCCGCCCUUCGCCACCGCAUUCUACAACGCGCGCCUUCUCGUCACCACAGACCAGCACCAACUAGUUAAAACUCGUCGUACCCUCCACCUAGGUCUCUGCCUGCCGUACUCGUGUUCGCGCGCGCAGGUGGGCGCGCUGCUGGGCGCGGUGCGCUCGCCGGCGCUGCGCCACGCCGUGCUGGCGGUGCGCUCGCCGCAGCACGGCGGGUACACCUACAUGGCUGACCCUACCUUCCAAGUUUUACUGUAACGCGCCGCCAACAUGGCCGCCGACAGCGCGCACGAACACAAGCUCGACAUCAACACGCUUGAUGCUGUCACACACGUCGGGGGCAAGUCGAUGUACAACGUGAACAACAACAUAGCGAUCACCAGCAACACUUCGGAGGAGCGCCUCACUGCGGAGACUGCCUCACAAGAUGGACAUAUCAAACUCAGUAUCUGGUCGGAGCUGCUGCUAUCGUUCUCGAUGAAGGCGAACGUGCUGCAGAUCCUGGACCAGUCGGUGGGCGCGGACACGGUGCCGGUGGUGCACGGCCUGCGCUCGCUCUCCAUGGUCUGGGUCAUCUUCGGACACACCUGCAUCGUCGUCUUUAAGUACGCAGACAACACCGCGUUACGCGCCAUCCUCGAGAAGAGCUUCUGGUUCCAGCUCAUCAUCAGCGCUGUUUACAGCGUUGACACUUUCUUCUGUCUCGGUGGCAUGCUGGUGUCGUUCCUGUACUUCCGCACGAGUGCGAAGGGCAAGCUGGAGCUGCUGACGAAGGGUCGACGCACGCUCACCUCCGGGGUCAUACAGUUCUUCGGCCUCAUUGGUUACAGAUUUGCCAGCUACCUCGUGGGCAUGGCCACCGGCUGGAUACUCUUCAAGACCAACUUGAAAAUCAGAAUGAACAGGAUUUGGGUGUGGGUGGGGUGGUGUUUGUGCGCGGGCACGCUGCUGUUCCUGAUCUUCGGGCUGUACCGCGCGCAGCUGAGCGUGGGCGCGGCCGCCGCCUACAGCGCGCUCUCGCACUCGCUGUGGGCCGCCGCCAUCGGCUGGGUCAUCGUCGCCUGCUCCACCGGACACGGCGGCUGGGUGCGCGCGCUGCUGUCGGCGCCGGUGCUGUACCCGUUCUCGCGCGUCACGUACUGCGCCUACCUCGUGCACCCCGUGCUGCUGCGCUACGUCGCCAUGCACCUCACACACCCCAUACACCUCGGCGAACUGCUUGUUUUCGUAUUGUUCCUGGGAUUGACAGUGAUGUCAUAUUUCUUCGCGUUCGUCAUUUCUGUGGCAUUCGAGGCGCCCAUCGUCACCAUGCUCAAGAUCCUCGCGCCGCAGAAGAAACCGCACAGAGUUUGAAAACUCUCCUACACAAAGACUGGAAUACAAAUUGAUUUUAAUUUUAAAUUCACAACUUUUAGGGUUUGUCACAAAAUUCCUUAAAAUAAGAUAACAAUCCAACGUAUAACAUAUGGAAGUAUCGGAUUUUGGUACUUUAUCUGAAAGUGGCGUCACUUUUACGCUAUCUGAGCAUCUAUCAGCCAGUGGUGGGGCAAGCCCUUAAUUAAAAUGAGAAGUUGGUGUUAGAUUUUAAAGUCAAUUAAAGUUUAAAGUUCUCAAAAAUAAACGAUAUUAAAAUACAGUGAAAUGUAAGGAUUAUGUUAAAAAGUGAUUAUUACAUCUACAAAGUAAUAUUAAAUGUUAGUUACAAACUAAGAUAUCAAAAUAUAUUAUACAAUGUUUAAAU
Molecule: messenger RNA, 2744 nt
Organism: Papilio polytes (common Mormon)
Lineage: Eukaryota; Metazoa; Arthropoda; Insecta; Lepidoptera; Papilionidae
Product: nose resistant to fluoxetine protein 6-like
Exons: 13
Source: RefSeq, a predicted model, not a curated record